This is a messenger RNA of Neolamprologus brichardi, 1647 nucleotides long. It is a transcript of the gene crebzf, whose product is annotated as CREB/ATF bZIP transcription factor. Gene Ontology annotation, molecular function: DNA-binding transcription factor activity. Lineage: Eukaryota; Metazoa; Chordata; Actinopteri; Cichliformes; Cichlidae. Gene Ontology annotation, biological process: regulation of DNA-templated transcription. The record is from RefSeq and is a predicted model, not a curated record.
UUUCCGGAAGUGUCGUCUGAACUCACUGUGAAGGUAUUCGGUUACACUCUUUGGACUGCUCCGUGUUGUUUUCUGUUUAAAACUUCGGAUUCUUCAGAAAAAAGAAACAGAUAAGCAAUCUGUAAUCUUGGUAAUUUAAUCAACGGAUAUACCGAAAGCAUUUACUGCCGUUUUCCCUAAAAGGGAGGUCUUUGUGGACAGGUUCCUUGCAGUCCAGCUGACAAACCACAAUGAUCACUAGAAGAAGAAGUCGCACUGUCACAAACACAGAAGUGCAGUCUCCAGAGGUUGAGGCGGUAGAUGUGGAAAGUAUGAAAGAUCUUCUGAUUCCAUGUGACGGAUUCCGAGUUAAAGAUGUGGAUGCUGCUGGAGUAGAGCUUGAUGACCUGUUUGAAGACUUAAAAUGGACACUAGACAGAGAUGCUUCAUCCUCGCUCUUCAAUAUUGAUUUGGCUGAUCUCUGUGUGUACAACACCAAAGAUGGAGACUCCGGGCUUGAAGCUUCAACUGCCUCAUCUCCUGAGAGAUAUUCUUCUGACUCCCAGAACAGCAGGCAAAAACAGUCAAGUCACGUGACUAACAAAAAUGCAAUCGCUGCCAGAUUAAAUCGUCUCAAGAAGAAGGAAUAUGUCAAUAGCUUGGAGCAGAAGAUCGGCAUGCUUUCAACGGAAAAUAGCACGCUCAAAAUAGAAAAUUCUCAGCUGACCAAGAGAGUGGAAGACUUGGAAGAUGAAACCAGGUACUUGAGGGCUGUGCUGGCAAAUGAGAGCAUGUUAGCCCAGCUCUUGUCCAGGCUGAGCGGUGCGAAUGGGAUGAAAUUAUCUUCCUCACUUUUCCAGGGGCCCAACUCAAACGAGCACGACUACGCCCUGCCCAGGAAACGGGCCAGAGUGGAGGAAAAAGAAACAUCUGGUGGCGUGUGUCUUCAUGUGGACAAGAAUCAUGUCUCAGUGGAGUUCUGCACCAAGUGUGCAGAGAGUGCAAGCACGGUGCUCAAAAUGUAGGGUCAAGUACUUCUCUCUGUUUUCAGAUAUUGAGACUGAGCUUGAUGGGGCUCAGUGUGCUGAACUUGAGGCUGGAUGAACGCUUUGAAUUGAUUAAUUGCCUAAGAACUGUGCAUGUGUUUUUGUGUGAUGAUGGAAUGAGUUCAUGUUACUGCUAAACCUUGUUGACAGUUUCUUCUAGGUAAUUGGUUGAUCCACCAUGCGGGAUGAGUGGCUUUCAGAACGCCUUUGUCUGCUUGACUCCAUGUGGAUUCUGCUGGUGGAAGGGGAAGAGGCUGGACAAGCGGCUGCCAUCGUGGCCUGGUAUUUUUUUAAAGGUAGUAUCGGUAUCAAAUGGUAUUUGUGAUCCUAUUUCAUCACUACUCCACAACAUCUGUAGCUGCUGAUCCUGUCAGCAUAGCUCCCGCAGCAUUUUUAAGGGCUGACAAUAGCUUCUCGUUUAGGCAAACACAAGUUUAACAGUCUAAGAAUUAUAACUUGUAUAUAUUGUUGGAAUGUAUAUUUAACAUACUCAGAAAAAUCUGCUGUAAGUGAAAAAAAUGUGUAAAUGUGUACAUAACUCUGAACACAUACUGUUUUAGGUAAAUGGCCUUUGAGAAAUGUUGGACAAAUAAAUCUUAUUUACAGUACUUUUGACUUAAAA